AUGAACGUCACGGAGAAUGAUAACGAAAUCGACAUGCAAGCGCGCUACAUUUACGGCUUCAUGCUUGCCACCUUCGCCGGGGCCUGCACAUUAAUCGGCGCUGUAGCUGUUUACCUACCCAUCAACCCAAGUCAACUGCGAUUAGCUUCAUGUUUUUGCCUCGCCUGCGCGGCCGGAGUCAUGACUUAUGUUUCCCUGGUCGAAGUUUUUGGAGAAUCGAAAGCGAACUUUGCCGAAAGUUUUCACGCGUUUUGCUCAGAUGACGAGGAAUGCUUAUCAAAAGUCGAGUUAAAAUCUCUCACUCACGCCACUGCAUCAUUCUUCGUCGGCUGGCUUAUUUCGAUUCUGAUGUCUCAACUUCUCCGUAAAUUCAUGAACGCCCGGGACUCCAAUCGGCACUACUCAUUGAGCCAGAGAGAAGCGGAAGGAAUCGUCAUUCCAGCGAUGCGGGAAGAAGCGGUGGUUUGUCGAGAAGAUGAACAAGCCCAAUUGAAAUUCGAAACGGACGUUGGGCGAAUUACCGACGUGGGCAUCUUCACCGCGCUCGCGCUCACUCUCCACAAUAUUCCGGAAGGGCUUCUCACCUUUGCCGCCGCUUUAUCCUCGAAUCAGACGGUCGGACUGGGCGUUGCCUGCGCCAUCGGCUUGCACAACAUUCCGGAAGGCUUCGCCGUUGCUUUCCCCAUUCAAGUCGGAACGAAGAGCAAGUUCAAGGCGCUACUGUACGCGGCGAUUACUGGCUUAGCUGAACCACUGGGAGCCUUCAUUGGCUGGCUGAUAUUUGGCCUCGCUGAUAAGGAUCCCUCCGCGCCAGAGCAACUGAACAUCUUCGGCUGGUUGUUCGGAGUUACAUCUGGAAUCAUGACGCAAGUCGCUGUUUCCGGCCUGUUUCUGGAAGCAGCGCGCUACGACCCAAACGACCGGGUGGUUUCGAAAGCGUGGCUGCUCGGCGCAUUUGUGAUUGCUUCCAGUUUGAUUGUGAUUGAAGCCUAUGCUUAA
Oikopleura dioica is the source of this 999-nucleotide messenger RNA. The record is from the annotation of a GenBank genome assembly. Lineage: Eukaryota; Metazoa; Chordata; Appendicularia; Copelata; Oikopleuridae.